AGCUUCUUUUCAGCAAUUACAUUUUUCAAGCAGAUCGAUCGUCUUUAUAACAAUGGGGAAAAAAGACAAGAAGCAGCAGGAAACUGACGAUGGUUUCAAUGUAUUGACAGAAAUUACUGAUUUCAAAAAGCCGGAUACAGAAGCAGAAGAAAAAGCUGCUCGUAAAGCAGCAAAAAAGGCCGAGAAAAAAAAGCUAUCAAAAGAGGAGAGAGAGGAACUACGUAAAGUAAACCGUGAAAGCAGAGAAAAGAAAAAGCAAAAGAAAGAAUUGAAUAAGAAAAGAAAGAGAGGAGAGUUGGUAGAAGAAGAAGAGAAAGAGGAAACAGCUGGAGAGACACAGCCUGAGCCUACAGAAGAAGGACAAUCAGAAGACAGUGACGACAAGCCGAAAAAGAAAGCAAAAACCGAAAAACCAAAGAAGGAGAAGCAACCUGAAUAUGGUAUUUGGGUGGGCAAUCUUUCGUACAGCACCACAGUCGAUAGCAUUCGUAACUUCUUCAAAGAUUGCGGCACUAUUACCCGUGUCAAGUGUCCAAAGGGUAACGGAGCCAAAAACAACAAUAAAGGUUUUGCAUAUAUAUUCUUUGCAACACCAGAGGAAGCAGCAAAGGGUGUCGCUCUAUCAGAACAGAAAUUAGAAGGUCGUGCCUUGUUGAUUAAAGAUGCUGAUAAUUUCGAACGUGCCGACGGUGUUCAACCACCCACAGAAAAGGAGAAGAAAGAAAUCAAAAAGCAGAAGAACCCACCUUGUCCGACACUGUUUUUAGGUAAUCUGAGCUUUGAUACUACCGAGAAGUCCAUUCGCGAAGCAUUUGAAUGGGCAGGUGAUAUAAGAAAAGUCAGAGUGGCUACUUUCGAAGAUUCAGGAAAAUGUAAAGGUUUUGCCUAUGUUGAUUACUUCACAGUUGAAUCAGCCACAAAAGCUAUUCGUGCACCCGAUAAACAUAAUCUCGAUGGUCGUAAAAUUCGUGUUGAGUUUGGCAGUGCUGAAGCGCAUAUGAGAUCCAAGCCAUGGUUGGUCAGAAGACAAAAACAGCAAGGUUCGAAUAAUGAAAAUAUACCAGCUACACCCGCAAGUAAUGAAGAAAGCACAGACACGACUGGCGAAGCAGAAAAAUCAUCAGAAAGUAAUACUUAUAGAAAACGUAAGACAGAAAGAAGUGAUGGUGACUUUAGAGAAAAACGACCAAAGAAAGAAGGACGAAAGGCUGAAAGAGUGAAGCCAGGAAUGGCAUUAUCAACGGCACAAAGGCAAAAACCUUCAGUUCAAGAAUUUCAAGGAACCAAAGUCGUGUUCGACAAUGAUGAUUAAAGAUAUAACAAUUAGAUAUUUAGUAGCUUUACUGCUAUAUUGUAAAUUAUAAUUUUCUGCUAUACUCAUGUAGCUAAUGUCAAAGGUGUAACUUAAUAAUAAUGUGUUUUAUAGUAAAUUUGAAAUUUGAGCUUACAUUUUUAUUAUGAAAUGCGAACACAUUUUGCUCCGACCAGUUCAUAAAAGUGUGAAGAAUUCAGGAAAACUCUUGAUAGACAAAAUAAAAGUGUAUCAACUUAGGUGAAUUGUAAAGGGGCUCAAGAACUCGAUG
This is a messenger RNA of Mycotypha africana, 1583 nucleotides long. RefSeq lists its product as uncharacterized. Lineage: Eukaryota; Fungi; Mucoromycota; Mucoromycetes; Mucorales; Mycotyphaceae. The transcript has 3 exons. The record is from RefSeq and is a predicted model, not a curated record. The coding region runs from base 53 to 1312 and encodes 419 amino acids. Gene Ontology annotation, molecular function: RNA binding.